Molecule: messenger RNA, 1282 nt
Organism: Phytophthora nicotianae INRA-310
Lineage: Eukaryota; Oomycota; Peronosporomycetes; Peronosporales; Peronosporaceae
Exons: 1
Coding region: 780-1220 (146 amino acids)
Source: RefSeq, a predicted model, not a curated record
GCCAUAUCCAGCCCCGCCGUGACACCGGAGCUCGUCCAGAUCUUGCCGUCCUGUACCCAACGCGCCUUGUGGACCCAGUUGACGGUCGGAUGGGCUUCCACGACGCUCUGAUACGCCAUUUUGUUGGUAGUCGCCCUCUUGCCAUCUAGCAGUCCUGUCGUCGCCAGAAUGGCCGAACCGGUACACACCGUCAACACGUGAGUCGCCGUGUCCGCGACCCCCUUCAGAAAUUUCAUGAACUUCUCGUGCUUUUGCAUGACCAACCGGCCAGGAGAACCCCCCGGGAUGACGAGAAUGUCAAUAUGCUCUGUGGCGUCUUCGAAUCCGUGCGUGGCAUACAGCGGCAUUCCGAAGCCCAGCGAAUUUCCGCUUCGAAGAGGCCCCGACGUUAACGAGAUGGUGAGGAACUUGACAGGUUGAUCACAAACGGUCGGGAGCUGCUCAAGAUACGAGAUGACCCCCACAUAAUCCUGCUGUACGACGCCGUCGAAGACGAUAACGCCGAUAGUCAGAGGAAGCUUCGCACUCGACAUGAUCCGCGUAUGACUGAGUCAUAAGAUAUGACAAGAUCAUAGGAUACUGAUUUAAGAAGUAUUUGCAUAAUUUAUCACUAACGCUACAAGCUGUGUGGCAGUAAUACACGCUGCACCACCGAGACGUCGGCUUCAAUUGACAUCUCGGUGCUCGGACACUUGCCAACGACACUACAGUCGCCGUUUGCUCGAUCGCUCGAUCGCCCCACUGUACUUUAUACUCCACAAACACAUUGGACACACACGAUGCGGAAGGACACGUUCUCGGUGAAGGUGGUGCUUUUCAAGUGUCAGGACCUGGUGGCGGCGACCAACGAGGUUGGCGGCAAGAGCAGCGCGUACGUGGUCUUCACGCUUGGCGACACGACCAAGAAGAGCUCGUGCGUCAAGAGCAGCCUCGAUCCACACUGGACGCCGCCCGAGAAGUUCGAGUUCGAGGUGGACGAGUGGGAAAACGAGUUUCUUAUCGCGCAAGUGUUUGAUCGCAGUCAACAGAGCGACGAUCUUAUUGGAUCCGCGGUGAUCCCGUUGACGUUGUACGCUGGAAACAGGAACUGCGAGAUGUGCAGCUACCCGCUGGUAUUACCGGACGAAGUGGGCGGGUUAGGAUCACCCAAGAGCGACAUGUUCCUGCAGAUUAGCCUGCUGGAUGCAGAUGGUAGCCCGGUGGAGGAGUUCUAUUGGUAGUACGGUGGGAUGACAAUUUGUUGGAAUGAUAAAUAAAAAAUGUAUCUUGUUUUAACUUCGGA